CUGGGAAAUUUACCCAUGUAAUGCCACACACACAUAAAAACACGCUCCGAGUCACAAGGAUCGCCAUUAAUCCUGCACAUGAAUGUCAAGAUGAGGUUUAUCAUUUUCAGCAUCGCCUGUACGUUUCUACAAGUCAGUCACCAAAGUCCUAUCAGCCACUGGAAUCUGCUGCCACACAUUGUAGUUGUGGACGUGGAUGGCACUUUGGGCCACCUACCUCUGAGAUGCCUGGAGUCGCCAGAGGAGUUUACGAGAGGAGACGAUGGGAUUGGGGACAUUGUAUGGAUGAAGAAUGGAGUGAAGGAUGCGCAGACAGGAAACUUGUAUCUGGUGCAGCUGGAGGAAAGCUUAGGUGGAGGCAACUACAGCUGUCACAGCAAGGACGGAUCACUCCUCAAUCACACUGUGGUCCUGAUCCAAGAGAUUGAAAGUCAGAAGAAGAUUCUUGUGAACUCUGACCAAGAUUAUUUGAGGUGCUCGGCUCAAAAUUUCAGCGGAGAGUUCGCCUGCUCCUGGACGUGGCACAGAAGUCGAGUUGGAAAUGUAGCGUUUAUCAAAGCUCUACGUGUUUCUAAUGACAGUGAGGCCCAGUGUUCUGUGGACGCCAGCGGUCAACAUUGGACAUGCUCUUCAGGACAGAGCAACAUCAGCUGUUCAGUUGACAGCAGCGGACACGGGAUCUUGUGUGCGGAUCAGCAGCACUGCCCCUAUGCUGAGGAGAGAGCCCGGAUCCACGUCACUGUCUACUUGAGGUCUAAACACUUCCUGGUGGAGAACUACUCCCAACACUUUUACCUGUCAGAGAUAGUGAAACCUGGCAAGGUGAGGAUCAGUAAAGUCAACACCACAAUGAUAAAGUGGAGUUACCCAAGCUCCUGGAGCAGUCCCUUCUCCUACUUCCCCCUCAGUUUUCAGAUUGCACAACUUAGAGGACGAUGCAAAAAGUGUAGUAACCCAUGCACUGACUCCAAGGCCACAAAGACUGUGAUGGUCAACUCUCCAGACGUUUGUCAGUUUGAAGUCAAGCACAAGACCAAAGCCGUCUGUAUCCGAGCUAAGGAUGCUUUCUGCAACUCACAAUGGAGCGAGUGGAGCCACUACAGCUUGAAGGAGGACGAGAAGAACGGACGUCAAAACAAAAAAUGAGCGUGACAGAAGAAAGCGAAUCACAAAACUGGACAUCUUAAAAAAAAAGAUGUUUAUUUAUGUGCUUUUAUAUAUUUUUCUAUUUAUCCAAUCCUAUUGUUUUAUUCUGAAUAAUAAAACAAAAUCUAAAG
This is a messenger RNA of Larimichthys crocea (large yellow croaker), 1277 nucleotides long. It is a transcript of the gene il12ba, whose product is annotated as interleukin 12Ba. NCBI's taxonomy places the organism in Eukaryota, Metazoa, Chordata, Actinopteri, Sciaenidae. Gene Ontology annotation, molecular function: protein binding. The record is from RefSeq and is a predicted model, not a curated record. The transcript has 8 exons. The coding region runs from base 79 to 1146 and encodes 355 amino acids.